AUGUCAUCGAAAAAUAAGGGAAAAAGAGGCGGACAUAAUAAUUCCACGGCGAAUGUACAUACAGCAAAUUCUAUUCGAGAUUCAGAGCAAAAACGUAAAACCGUUUUUAAAACUGUCUUAGAUUCACCUUUCACUGUAAAAUGGAAAGCCCACGAUAUCCCUAGAGGACCAGCAACUUAUAUUUGA
Diversispora eburnea is the source of this 186-nucleotide messenger RNA. The record is from the annotation of a GenBank genome assembly. Lineage: Eukaryota; Fungi; Glomeromycota; Glomeromycetes; Diversisporales; Diversisporaceae.